AUUAUCGACGAAGCUAUUUACAACCAAGUCCACGUUACUGGACUAUUAAACCGCUAUAACAGCUACCUACCAACUUACCUACCUAAGGUACACACACCUAUCCAGGAAAACCCAACCCACCACAUUUACUGGUCGUUUCCCUCUUUUUUCAAGGAGGCAACUUGUUGCCAGUUUCUAUUCUUUCCAAAGGUUGAUCCUUAGGCCGAUUUUCCAUUCUCUCUAUUUUUCUCUCUUUAUUUGCAUUUGCAUAAGCCAAAGAAUCCUUGCUAUCAAAUUCUGCCCUCCGAACCGAAGUCCUCUCUGCCGAACAUUGAAAAUUUCCAAGACAAAUUUUAUAUUCGUCCUGGAGUUUUCAUCAUCGGCUGUCGUUGAUACUGCACUUGGUAGUAUCUUCGAGAGAGGACCUUCGUACACUCAUUACAGAUUUUUAAUUAGCUCGGCAAAUGUUGUAUGGUACAACAAGGGCGUGUGAUACAGCAAACAGCAUCUAGCGAUUGAAUUUUCAAGCAUACCUGAGGCGAGCAUUUACUCGCACAUAUACCAAGACACAUACGCAGUUAGAUUCCGGACACCUCCACUUCCCAGUGGUUUUACGAUUUCCUUGGUUCUUUCUCCGAUAUAGAAAAGCAGUUCGUUCAAGAUGGCAAUUCCGAGUUCGAGAUGGAAUAUCCGGUGGGCAGCUAUAUUGGCGACGGCAUUUGUUAGCGGAGUACUAGGUGAUAGCCUCCUAGUCACGAGUGGAUUCGCCAAUUGCAAAACCAAUAGCAACAUCAACAUACAACAGGUCGACUUUUCUUACAACAAUGACGCACAGCUAAUAAGCUUCGACAUGUCGGGCGUGAGCGACAAGCAGUACAACGUAUCCAUAACGCUCGCCGUAACCGCAUACGGACACGACGUCUAUUCGAAUACGUUCAACCCCUGCGAGUCCGCGACGUUUUUUGGCCAGCUGUGUCCUAUUCCGAAGGGAGUAUUCAAUUCUACCGGCAGCCAGUCAGUCCCUGCGCAGUAUAGCAAUGCUAUUCCCGGUAUUGCAUUCCAGAUGCCCGACAUCGUAGCCCAAGCAACGCUCCAAUUGAAGCCAUUGGGCGAAACGAAGGAUGCAGGCUGCAUACACGCCCAGGUAACGAACAAAAAGACGGCUCACGUGGCCGCGGUCUCCUAUGUGGCCGCCAGUGUAGCCGGAGUGGCUUUGUUAAUGGGCAGCGCAGGAGCAGUGGGAUCCGCCAUGUCUGGAGGAGCCAGUGCGGCUGGUAGCGGCGCCGGCGCGGGUGGCUUCAGUCCAAGUUUUGUGGAGGUCUUCGGUGUAUUCCAAGGAUUUGCGGUAAACGGUUUGAUGUCGGUUCAGUUACCGGAGGUCUACCAGAGUUUCACUCGAAACUUUGCUUUUUCCACGGGCCUGAUUCCAUGGACGCAGAUGCAAAUUUCCAUCGACAACUUCAGAGCGAUGACGGGCGGUAAUCUAACCAAUGACAGCGUCGAAUAUCUUCAAAAGUCUAAGCUUCUCGCCGCCAGUGGUUCGAGUGGGAAUAGCACACUUGCUAGCCGUGCCAUUCGAGACCUGGUUUACCUCGCAGCCCGCGACACAGAAGACGACGACUCAUCAAGCCCCGAAGAUGCGAUCCAUAAUGCUUUGACCGGUAUUCAGAGAUACGUCCAACAGUUGACCGUACCGCAAGCCAAUACCUUCAUGACAGUUCUGCUAAUCGUUGCCAUCGUCAUCGGCGUCAUCGUGGUGGGCAUUCUGCUAGUGAAGGUCAUCCUAGAAGCUUGGUCUUUAUACGGCAACUUCCCCGAAUCGUUAUCCGGCUUCCGCAAGCAUUAUUGGAACUCAAUCGCCCGCGCCAUCACGUCUCUUAUCCUGGUACUCUACAGCAUUUGGGUUUUGUACUGUGUAUUCCAGUUCACACAUGGAGAUUCCUGGGGUGCCCAGACACUUGCGGGCGUCACGCUGGUCAUUUUCACCGGUAUCUUAGCCUUCUUCUCGUGGAAGAUCUGGAGCAUAGCAAAUAGGCUCAAGAAUGCCGAGGGUGAUGUUGCCAGCUUAUAUGAGGACAAGAAGAUCUGGGUGAAAUACUCGAUGUUCUAUGAAUCGUACAGGAAGGAUUACUGGUGGAUUUUCGUCCCGGUCAUUCUCUACAUGUUCGUUAAGGGGUUCGUUCUCGCCGCUACCGACGGUCAUGGCAUGGCGCAGUCAAUCUGUCUGCUCUUGGUGGAAGGAGCCAUGUUGGCGCUGUUGGCCUGGGCCAAGCCCUUUGAGCGCAAGUCGGGCAAUGUUAUCAACAUCUCGAUCCAGGCCGUCCGGUUCCUUUCCGUGGUCUGCGUCUUCAUUUUUGUCGAGGAAUUCGGCAUUGCCCAGUCAACACAAACAGUAGCCGGCGUGGUUUUGAUUGUUGUACAAUCCAUUCUAGCCGCAUCCCUCGCGGUCCUCAUCGGAUGGAACGCCAUCGUGGCUCUUUGCAAACAGAACCCGCACCGCAAGCGCAGAAAGGAGAUGGAGAAGAUGAAUCGUGAUUUCGAUUCACUUACACCCCUGGACGCGCGCAACUCGCUACUUUUGGAACGCAUCAAGACCGGCCAGUCUGGCAUCACCAUUAGUUUCAGCGCCCCCGCCUCCGAUGAUAAGAAACCUAUUGAACAGGAUUCAUCGGCUAGCAGAUAUACGGGUGUCACCGUAGAGUCGGCUGCCAGUCCCUACUCGCCCUUAGGCGAUCCGUUCCAAAGAUCGCUGACACCGACGAUGUCAAUAGGGGGAGCGAACCAGAGCCGCGAGAGCCUUGUCUCAGGCAUGCCUAGUGCACGACAGUCGGGAACGCCGAGUUUAGGAGGGGCUAAUGGUAGCCUUGGCCAGAAAAAAUGAAAGUGAAAUUCGGGUUAUCGGGCACCCGGGGGUUCUUGAGGUUCUUGAAGGUUCUUGAGGUAGGGAGCAAAACAGGAGCAGAAUGAACGUAUGGGAGUAGUGGGUUGUUAAAAGAACUCACCGGAGUAAUCGAGAUGGUAGAUGGGCUCGAGCAGGUGUAGCACGCGCUAUCAUGUAUGUGGCCACGAACGCUGUAUAAACACGACACACUUCUACCUUAUAUCUACCUACCUCUUUGAGCUCUCACCGGCAAAUGGAGUUUUUGGAGGCUUACAUAGACAUCACAUCAUCCACCUUUUUAUUUUAUUAUUUGUCGUUUUUGAAAGUAGAAUUGAAUUAGCCAUCCCAACAUUUCUCUGCGCAGUAUAUAGCUGAACCUGUAAUUAAAUUGUAGUAUCGGGGAUGGCGUUCAUAUGGGCGAGGGGGUUGAAGAAGUGAGGUUAGGUUAGCAACAUUGAAGUGUGUAACAAUUGUAGAUGUCUUGAAUUAUGUACCUAGGUACUGAUUAUCUAAUCAGAUGUACG
This is a messenger RNA of Hypoxylon fragiforme, 3384 nucleotides long. Its product is annotated as TRP-domain-containing protein. Bases 641 to 2860 code for a protein of 739 amino acids. The record is from RefSeq and is a predicted model, not a curated record. Gene Ontology annotation, biological process: transmembrane transport; fungal-type cell wall biogenesis. The transcript is spliced from 3 exons. Lineage: Eukaryota; Fungi; Ascomycota; Sordariomycetes; Xylariales; Hypoxylaceae.